Messenger RNA from Acanthopagrus latus (yellowfin seabream), 6859 nucleotides. RefSeq names its product PDLIM1 interacting kinase 1 like (gene pdik1l). Gene Ontology annotation, cellular component: autophagosome; cytoplasm. NCBI's taxonomy places the organism in Eukaryota, Metazoa, Chordata, Actinopteri, Spariformes, Sparidae. The coding region runs from base 159 to 1184 and encodes 341 amino acids. The record is from RefSeq and is a predicted model, not a curated record. Gene Ontology annotation, biological process: peptidyl-serine phosphorylation; protein autophosphorylation; positive regulation of autophagy. Gene Ontology annotation, molecular function: ATP binding; protein serine/threonine kinase activity. The transcript has 3 exons.
AGCACUGCACAGCAGCUGCACGCUCUCACGUCCAGUGUUUGACAAAACCUCCUUGGUUUGACUGUGCGAGCAGAACGUGUGCGGCGGUAAUGGCUGCCAGGGAGAGUGAGGAAGACAACAAAUGAACCCCUGAGAAACGAUUCAAAGUGAGGACUAGGAUGGUAAGCAGUCAGCCGAAGUACGAGCUGAUCCAGGAGGUGGGGCGCGGCAGUUACGGCGUUGUCUAUGAGGCAGUAGUGAAGCGCACUGGAGCCCGGGUGGCAGUGAAGAAGAUCCGCUGCCACUCUCCGGAGAAUGUGGAGCUGGCCCUGCGGGAGUUCUGGGCCCUCAGCAGCAUCCAAAGCCAGCACCCAAACGUCAUCCAUCUGGAGGAGUGUAUCCUGCAGCGUGACCAGCUGGCCCAGAGGAUGAACCACGGCUCCAGCUCCCCGCUUUACCUGGAGUUGGUGGAGACGUCUCUGAAAGGCGAGAUCACAUUCGACCCGUGCUGUGCCUACUACUUGUGGUUCGUCACGGACUUCUGCGACGGUGGCGACAUGAAUGCCUACCUGCUGUCCCGUAAACCCAGUCGCAAGACCAACACCAGCUUUAUGCUGCAGCUGGGCAGCGCCCUGGCCUUCCUGCACCGCAACCAGAUCAUACACCGCGACCUCAAACCAGACAACAUCCUCAUUUCCCAGGCCUGCACGCCGGCUGGUUUGUCUGAGCCAACCCUCAAAGUGGCAGACUUUGGCCUCAGCAAGGUCUGCUCCACCUCUGGUCUCAACCCUGAGGAGCCGGCCAGCGUCAACAAAUGCUUCCUGUCCACAGCUUGCGGAACAGACUUCUACAUGGCCCCGGAGGUCUGGGAGGGUCACUACACGGCCAAGGCAGAUAUUUUUGCCUUAGGGGUGAUUAUCUGGGCCAUGGUGGAGCGCAUCACCUUUGUGGACGUGGAGACUCAGAAGGAGCUGCUCGGGAGCUAUGUGCAGCAGGGCACAGAGAUUGUACCCUUGGGGGAGGCCCUGUUGGAGAACCCAAAGAUGGAGCUGCUGAUCCCCGCCAGGAAGAAGAGCAUGAACAGUCACAUGAAGCAGCUGAUUAGGGAGAUGUUGUCGGCCAACCCCCAGGAACGGCCUGACGCCUUUGAACUGGAGCUCAGACUGGUUCGUAUCGCCUGCAGAGAGCUGGACUGGGACACGUGAUGGAUGAAUCAACAGCACCACAGACUCAGCUGAUCAAGCACAUGUGCACAUCUCAUCAGCUACUUUUAAUUAGGUGGUCACAUAACAGGGGAUUAAUUGUUUUUUUUUAAACUAGGGAACAAUAAUUAGAAUAGUCAUUGUCUGUAUCAUGGCUUAAACCAUAUCCACUGUCCAAGCACAUCCAGUCCUCUACUAGUUGUGUCUUUAUAUUGAAGGGGAGAGGUGUGACACUCACCGCUGCUGCUGCUCCAAACUGCGGCUUAGUCUCAGGCUAAUCACAUCAAAGCUUCCACUUCCCCUGUAAAGAAUCACUUGAGCGUGAUGGAAGGGCAAAGUGACCCCAAAAAUCCUGGAUUCAAUUAAAAGUCAAAGUCAAAAAGUUUGUCUACAAAUACCAUCUUGGACUUGGUGCUAAUUGUUACAAAAUGCAAUAUGAGACGUUAUCCUGUGAUCAUUACAGUAUACAUUCAUCCAAAGGGCCAAUAUUAAAACACAAUCACCUCAGAAUGUGGAAUGUUUUGAAGCAUUUGUGGCUUUGACAGAAACUGACUUACCAACUGACAUCAGCCUGGUACAUGAUCACCAGCAUGAAUAUUGUCAAGACUUGAUUCUGUUUUGGUAUCCAAUGCUAAUAUGCCCUGAAUGCUCAGGUAAUAAGAAACAUUCACCAUGAUGGUAUUUGUAGACAAAUUCUCUGCUAUAAAGGUUAGUGUUGCUCAGUAGUCUUAGAGGGGAAGAUUACCAAACUUUGGUGCUUGAAGAUAACUUUUUCUUUCUGAAGGCUGCUUUGUUGGUUGUGUGGGUGGGGUACUUUUUUUUUUUUUUUUUUUUUGAUCAGUGAGUGUCCAACCAUCAGGUGCUUGUGGUUGGUGUUCUUUUCUCUUCCUGCCAUUAUAUAUUUAAAGAUAAGUUGAUUUGUCAAAGACACACCCCAAACCAGUGUAAUAGAAUGUAUAAGGAUCAAGACAGGUCACCUUUAUUUGUAUAGAGCCUUAAACACACAAAAAAAACAUUUUGAAUUACAAAGCACCUCAUGGCUAUCAAGCAAAAGAGCCAUUAGGAUAAUUCUGGUUUACUGUAAUGCAAUGUGGUUCUUAUUUUCCAUCAUUCAUGUUGGUAAUAAUAACACUGUACUCACCAAGUUAAUAGACUGCUCAAGAAAUGUACCACCCCAUUUUUUAGGUAAUUUCUUAAAUAUUUGACUCUGGGUUACUAGUUAGUUGUUUUGGGCUUUUGGCUAUGCUGAGAUUUGACACAUCCAUACAGUUAACUGAGAGAAGACUCCAUUAGAAAAAUAAUCAUUAGUUGUAGCCCUAAAACAUACACAAUGUUGUUCAGAUGUUCAAAAUAGCUCUUAUGUUGGUAGUACAUACAGUCUAACCCUAACACACCAACAAAGAUUGAAUUUAAGCUUCACUGUAACUGUGAACAAUUAUGUCUUAUACACAAAUACUAACUGCUUAUAAUCUAAUAAUCUGGUUGCCUCCAGCAACAUCACUCAGUGGCCAAGUUGCAUAGUAGGUAAUGUAGGCACCAGGUUUUUUAAAAAAAGAAUAAGAAUACAUGGAAUAUUAAAGGAGAUAUCGCUGAUCAUUUGAUUUAAUCAUUUUAAAUUGUCCAUAAUGAAUCCAACAGUAUUCUUGGAGUGCAAUGCUAGACUAGUGAGCUGCUGUCCAAAACCUGGUGCCUACAUUACCCACAGUGCAGCUUAGCCACUGGUGACAUCACUGGAGACAAUUUAUUAGCUUCCUCUGGAGCCUCAAAAAGCUUGUUCUCAUGGAGUAGUACUCCUAAGACCUAUAACCACUGACUUAAUUAGUAAAAUUGGUGGAGCUAACCUUUAAAGUCAGAUAUUGGAGCAUCUGCGACUGGUGCUACACUGGCCGACAUGCAUUAGAUGUUACCUGAACAAGACUUUUUCAAUGGUACUUGGAAACCCUUAAAACACUCUCCUUGGCUAAAAGCAUUGCAAGCUUGUUAAGGUUGUAAAUGCUGUGGAAUUUAUAGCCAUGGUUCGAUGGUACAUACUUGACCCAAUUUAAAAAAAAAAAAUAAAUAAAAAAAAUAAAAAAAAGAGAGAAAUAGUGUUUGAAAAGUAAUGUGCUAACUUGUGGAUAGGGCUCCACAAUAUUACCAGUAAUAUCUGCGACAUUUGGAUUUUCUACUAUGUGGAAUUGACAACAGAUAACUUUAAUAGAUUAAUAGUAGAUGGAAGUCAUCAUGGCUACAACCACUGAGUGGCAGAAAGAUGCAACAUUGUUGAUAUUAAUCAGUAUUUGUAAUUUGUAAUUGAGUUGUUGAUGCUGAAACAUUAAAUUGUGGAGCCAUACUCUUGGCCUUAGAUAUAUCAUAAUCCUUUGCACUGCUGUGUGUAAUAGUUGAAAGAGAAAAGGUUUUUCUUUAUUAUUGUUAUUAUGAUUUAAUUAGUCUAUAAAAUGUUGAAAUGUUGUGCAAAAUCACAAUUUCCUAGAGCCUGAAAAUGAAUGUCUUCAAACCACUUUAAUCCAACAGUCCAAAACCUAAAGGCUAUUUGUUUUGUAUCAUAAAUGACAAAGAAACUGUAAAUUCUUACUUUUAAAAAGCUGGAGCCAGCAAAUGUGUGAUGUUUUUGCUUUAAAAAAGGACUAAAAUGAAAAGCAAUUAUCAAAAUAUUUGGCAACUUAUUUUCUUCAGAUUGACUAAUUGUUGGAUCUGUAGUCAUAAAUGUUAAUUACAAUUUACAGGUUAGUUCAACUUUGAACUACCAGACCAAGUUGUGCUCACUCAGUUUUUCUUGUUUCUAUCUCCAGUAGUUCACCUCCAAAUGAAGUGGUUUGGUUAAUCUGGAUAAACUGUUUGGUUGUUUUCAGCCUGUCUGGUGACAUUGGACUUUAUUGUAGCAGUGCUGUUGUGUUCCCAGAAAUGAGCUGUUAUUUUAGUGAGUACAGUGGUGUCAGCCAAUAGAAACAAUGACCAAACUUAAAAAAAAUCAACCCCAAGUUGUAAUAAACCAGAAUUAUCUCUCAACACGAAAGUCUCAAUAACCGAGCACAGUACACUAAAGAGGCUGGCCUCCAUUCAAAAGUAUUUGUGGAGAGACUCCCACAAACAAAUCCAUUCUUGAGAGAGAUCACUGUGUUGCCUAAACAUAGAUUGAAUGAUCUGAAGGGUGAGCUGCGUGUAUUACACAAGCAGGGACGUGAAUAUUCACAUCGGAGUCCAUUUGGACAAGAGACCUGAAUGAGUAAAAGGGGCGAGAGAUUCAGUGAAUCUCACUGAAUGCACUUUGAUUUUGUUGUUUAUAUUUAUUCCUCAUGACUACCUGCUGCAUUAUAUUGAGGAGCUCAGUGAGGCUGGAUUCAGUGUGAUAACUGUGUCAGUAUUUGUUUACCAGACGAAUACAAUGUCAGCCAACAGUCGACUUGUGUAUGCAGUGCCUCUCACCUUCAGGGAAGAAGCGAGAGAAGACACCAGCACACACAAUCCUCCACGAGCCAGAGGAUCCCUGCCUUUUUUUUCUUCUUUCUCUGAUACAUAAUACUGUUGUGUUUAACUUGAUCUCCUCUCGCUGUGUCACUGCUGCUCCAUUCCUUUGGCUCUGGAUCUUACAGUAAUCCCUUUCUUCAUGCUUCCGACAGGCUAAUUCUAAGCCUAUUAAGUUGUUGCAGCACUUGGCAGAGGAUCAUGCUUGGGACCCCUUUUGCCUUUCAGGUCAUACAUAAUUUGUGCACUUUUACAGGAACCUAUAAAACCAAACAAUCCUGGCGUCUUCACUGCUCUCAAACUAGCAGAAAAUCAUAUUUUCUCUGACUUGUUGCCAAUAUUUAUCUGCUAUAUGGCCUUUAAUCCUCCCCUUAGCUGCAAUAGUUUUAUUUCUUGUCAUGAUGCGAUUGAAAUUUGCCUUAUUUCUGAAACUCACUGUUUUCUUUUUGACACUAGAGUGGCCUCAGUGAUAUUGCACUCAAACACAGAAUUGGCAGAUGUGCUUGAGAUGCCACCACGUUUCACCAACUCUUAGCAUGGUGCUUUGGUAUGAAAAGCAAUACCACUAAUCAGUAUUAAAACGCCUGUCUGUACUGCAGGACAUCUACGCUGCUUUGGACAAUGUUGCUUUGCCUCAAGAAUAUGGUUUUUGUGGCUUUCUGUUCACGAGCAUCAAAGUUUGGACUCAUAGUAGGCCACCCAUAUCCUCGGAGCUCUAAGCUGAGGAUGAUGGGUCGAGUCAUUUCCGGACAGAUUUCUUCCUUUAACCUUUCCAGACUAGGAAGGAAGGAGGAAGACAACCGGCUUCCUGUAAAGUUUGAGACGUUUGCCAAACAAAUGCUAGGUCUGGGGGUAUUAAGAGAUUUCACUCUUUGAUUUUCUUGUAUUAAAUUCCUUUGCACAUGUGUAAAUACUGUAUAGGAUCAACAGGGGAUGAACAAAGGUUGAUGUAUAUUUGACUGGAUGUGCUCUGUUUUCAAGAGCCUGAACUUGUUUGACAUGUAAAUUGCUGUGAUGGAUUCAAUUUUACUUAAGCUCUUAAAACAGCAUCAGUUUACUUCAAUCAUGGAAAAGAUGUGAUAUAUUUACAGGUCAAUACCAUUGGUGUGCUAGUGAUAAUUGUAUGUUUUUCAUUGGCCUGUUUGUGAUUUUGUGUAAGCAAAGCUGGUAUACAACGUGGGUCGUCUUUUCUGUCUGGUACUGGGCUGUUUGCAGAUGGAACUCUGGGACAUCAGUCAGACAUCAUCACUUUAUUAGCCCUGAUCCAGGACCACCAUACUGCUUUGCUUUCUUCCGGUACUUGGACAUUUCAGUCUAAGUGGCUCAUAAAAUUUGUUUUGGGAAGAGUAUUGAAAAUGAGAACUUACUAAAUGGACAAUAUGGCAUAUUGAUAUGCCCCCCCUGUGAAAUAUGGUGGUCUUUGUUAUUGUUUUGGAGCAGGGGGUAGUGUGUUGCCUCAGAGCAGCAGCAAGGCAAGACUUGCUCAUUAUCACACCACUGUAGUCACCGCUGUUUCAUGCUGUAACUCUGAUGGCAUUAUUCAACUGUCUAAAACGGUCUACCAUUACCAGCGAAGGGAGGCAGAUCAACUCAUACAUCCCAGCCGGAUAAGCAUCCAAUGUAUAUCCUUGUGGCAGGUGUGACAGGGUUUUUGUCUCCACACCAUACGUCUGUAACUAAGCCAUGUUCAGCCUCAGAAUAUUGAAACAAAGAUAGACGACUAGCUACAUUGAGGAAGCUUGGCUAAGCGUCUUGGAAUUUGCAUAACUGGGCAGGUUUAAUAAGAAUGCAUUGUAUAUCGGCCCAAGCCUGCCAGAUGGUUGGCAGGCUUUUGAAUGAGCGCACACAAAAAAAAAAACCUUACUUCCCAAUGCUUCUGUGAUAUUUUGGCUAUUUUGCACCUGAAUAAACUAAUUUUGCCACCUUAAAGCACGCUUUCUGUAACAAAUGUUAUGAGCUGCUUUGUGACUGAAGUAUCGUAACUUGUAGGAGAUACCGAUGCAGGACUGUGAUACCUAACAAGUGCUGGGUCAGGGCCACACUUAAAAAAAAAAUGUCCUGUGGCAGAUGUAGAAUACACUUGGAAACAUGUCUAAUAAAAUCUGCACUCACAGCCAGGCAAACUUCUGCUCUCACUCUUUUGUAUGAACAAUUUUUGCUCUUAUGUCAUUGUAUGAUAUUUUGAAGAGAUUAAAUGAAGUUUAUCAAAAGUG